GGCCAUCACAAUCACAUGCGUCUUCUUCUAACCCCCCUCUCCGCCGCUCACUUGACCGUCGCCGCCAAAGCUGCCACCACCGAAAUCCUCGCGUUGCUUGGCAGUGGCUGCCAUCGCCGUCUCAUUGGCGACAGCGACAGCGCUCCCAUUCGCCGCCAGUCCCGAUUCAGCGGUGCAGUGCCCCAUUACCUCAACAUGACAACCAAGCUAGCGCCCACGGUUCGCCUCAACAACGGCAAGGAGAUCCCCGUCCUGGGACUCGGCACGUGGAAGUCGAAGCCUGGUGAAGUAACAGAGGCUGUAAAGGCUGCUAUUGAUGCUGGUUACCGCCACAUUGAUGGUGCCCAUGUCUACGAGAAUGAGAAAGAAGUUGGGGAAGGCAUCAAGGCCAAGAUUGAGGAGGGCGUUGUGAAGAGGGAGGAUUUAUUCAUUACAAGCAAGCUGUGGAAUGCAUACCACAAACCUGAGCUCGUUGUCGGAGCUUGCAAGAGGACCCUUGCUGACCUUGGUUUGGACUACUUAGAUUUGUACCUUGUCCACUGGCCAAUGGCCUUUAAGGAAGGACAAGGCCUUUUCCCUAUGGAUAAGGAUGGCAAGAUGUUAUUCAGUGACGCAGAUUAUCUGGACACAUGGAAGGCAAUGGAAGAGUGCGUUCAGAUGGGCCUUGUAAAGAGUAUUGGAGUUUCUAACUUCAACAGUGAGCAACUUGCCCGUCUCCUUGCUGUGGCCAAGAUUAAGCCAGUUACCAACCAGAUUGAAGUGCACCCCUGCCUCAACCAAAGCAAGCUUAUUUCCUACUGCAAGGAGAGGGACAUUCUGGUCACAGCCUACAGUCCAUUUGCAUCCCCUGACAGGCCAUGGGCUAAGCCAACUGACCCUUCCCUGCUUGAUGACCCUGUUAUCAAAGCCAUUGCAGACAAGUACAAAAAGUCAAAUGCCCAUGUCAUUCUGCGUUACUUGAUUCAACGUGGCACUGUUCCCAUUCCCAAGUCCGUUACUCCUUCUCGUAUUCGCUCAAACAUUGAGAUAUUUGACUUUGAACUGACACCUGAAGAUAUUAAGGUCCUGGAUGGGUUGGACUGCAAUGGCCGCAUAUGCCCAUUUAAUGAAGCCAAGGAGAGCAAGGACUGGCCAUUCAACAUUGAAUUUUAAUUUAUGAUUCCUUGAAAGAAUUGUUACCUGUAUUGUACUCCAAAUAAAGUCAUUUUCUUUUCUUAAAAAGCAAAUUA
Molecule: messenger RNA, 1229 nt
Organism: Thrips palmi
Lineage: Eukaryota; Metazoa; Arthropoda; Insecta; Thysanoptera; Thripidae
Product: aldo-keto reductase family 1 member B1-like
Exons: 7
Coding region: 16-1152 (378 amino acids)
Cellular component (GO): cytosol
Molecular function (GO): aldose reductase (NADPH) activity
Source: RefSeq, a predicted model, not a curated record